AUGUCCCUGAUGACCAGUGCGGACAAAGGUCAAGGACUACAACAGAUUAUUGCAGGUGUGUUAAAGGAUGAGGCCGAAGUUAUUUAUAAGGGGCACCAAGAAACUAUAGAAAUAAGAGAUAUUGAUGAUGAAACCUCAAAAAUUGAUAUCCAGAUAGCACUACAAAAAGCAACCGGAGGAGCCUGCAACACAUCAGCAGAAGCAAUUAGGAUUCGUAAGGCAUAUAGAGGUACCCAGAUUGCUACUGUAGCUCUUGCAGCGGCAGUUGUACACGAUCUGCUCAAAGCAAGUAGCAAAAUACGAAUUGGAUGGGUCAACUGUCGAAUUAAAAUCAUCAAGAAACCAAUUCGAUGCUUUAAAUGCUGGCUAUUCGGACAUUAUGAAUCACAGUGCAAGAGCGAAGUGAAUCGGACCAAUCUAUGCAUUAGAUGUGGACAAGAAAGUCACAAAAUAGCCAACUGUGUAAAUGCAGCAAAAUGUGCACUGUGCGCUGAAAACGGAAACUCUGAAAAUGUAGCACAUCAUGCCGGCACUGACAGAUGUCCUGUAUAUAGGGAGGCCAUAGAGAAAAUAAUAAACGCAAAAGCAUGA
Messenger RNA from Ctenocephalides felis (cat flea), 591 nucleotides. RefSeq lists its product as uncharacterized. Bases 1 to 591 code for a protein of 196 amino acids. Gene Ontology annotation, molecular function: zinc ion binding; nucleic acid binding. The transcript has 2 exons. NCBI's taxonomy places the organism in Eukaryota, Metazoa, Arthropoda, Insecta, Siphonaptera, Pulicidae. The record is from RefSeq and is a predicted model, not a curated record.